AUGCUGAACCGUCACCACCGACGACACCACUCCUGGCCCCACUGCGGCUCCGAGCUAUGCAGACGUGCCCCAUCCAACCUAGAAGUACGUAUGCUCAGACCAAGGAACGAAGCUGGACCCCAAGAAAAUCAACUCUGGGCGUUCCAACAAAGCGCUGUACCCCUUAUCGCUGAAGAAGUCAUUGACAACGACGAUGCCGAGAUGGCAGGUAUAGUGAGAACUCCAUCAAGAAGCAGCGUACAUCGACUCUGGUCGCGUCCUCCGCAGAAGCAAUGGCCAAAUGAACCCGAAGCAUCGACAUCCACACCUGAGGCUCGGAAGCAGGUUCAUCGCAGUGUUUUGCGACGCCUUAUCCGUCGACCCCCACUUGAUAAAACUAGAUCCUUGUUUGUCAUGCCGACCAUGAUGACUGCAGGUGAUCGUGUCAUGAUUUCUGGGUGGAUGCCUCCGAGAUUAUCGGCGAGACCGGUCAUAGUGACUGAUCCGCGGGGAACUUUCUCGGUGGCUGAUUCGAGGCAGUUUGUUAAGGAGAGGAGGCAUAGGAGGUCUCAUUCUGAGCAACCGCGAUCGUGGAGGGAGCCGAGUGCGAGUCUUUGGCCGUUGAAGGAGGAGUGA
Molecule: messenger RNA, 615 nt
Organism: Penicillium malachiteum
Lineage: Eukaryota; Fungi; Ascomycota; Eurotiomycetes; Eurotiales; Aspergillaceae
Exons: 1
Coding region: 1-615 (204 amino acids)
Source: RefSeq, a predicted model, not a curated record